Messenger RNA from Nematocida minor, 1287 nucleotides. RefSeq lists its product as uncharacterized. Bases 1 to 1287 code for a protein of 428 amino acids. The record is from RefSeq and is a predicted model, not a curated record. Lineage: Eukaryota; Fungi; Microsporidia. The transcript has a single exon.
AUGGACGAGAAGAAAAGAUACGCGUGGCUGGACAUGUACAGCACAAGGAACAACACAGUAACAUUCGAGCAGCUGGGAGUCUGCGAGCCUUUUAAUGAAUUCUUUGAGGGCGUUUUGAAAAUUAACCCAAGUCCAGAAAUAAAAAGAUUCUACAAGAUAUCUCUGCACCUGAUAGGGUUUCUGACAAUCCAAAAAAGGAUAAAGAAAAUCAUAGCAAAGCACCAGCCGCUCUCUCCAGACGAAAAAAGAGUGCUUGAUCUUAGGGCCGAGAAUAUCUUCUGGGCAGCAACAAGCAAUAUGCCCAAGGCCUUUAUUUUUUCAACGCUCCCAGAGCUCACCGUUUCGAAGGACUUCUACAGAAACCUGCAGGAAAUAGCAGUUGAAAUGGCAAAGCUCAAAAAGAUGCAGAAGCCCACGCACAUAGCAGACGUGCAGUACAGGAUACUUGAAAGAGUCCUGACAAACCAGGAAAUAAGAAGCAGACACUCAUUUGCAAGGGACAAGUUCACGUCGAAUGAGCUGCAGGCGGUUUUCAAGAUGUUCAUGCGAAUAAAAAAGAACAGCAUGGCAGAAAGCUUCUACAGACACUAUGAGCUGGCAUAUUUCCUCAAUGUGUACUACAAAGAAAGAUGUCUUGGCAAUGCCACGCCAAUUGCGCAGUGUGACAUAGACUUUCUGGUGGAUAGAGCAGGAGAAGGAAAAGAUGGCAUUUCAGAGAGCGACGACACAGAGGGCGAAGGGUACGAAAGAAGAAUAAAAGAUAGAAAGUUUGUACUGAUAAUGCACGCACUUAUCAACCGGUUCAGCAAGCAGGUUGAGCUGAGCAAAAAAAUAGAAUUUUACACAGUGGCCAUACUUCAGACAUUUUUGCAAAAAGAAGCUCUUCUCGGGUACUUCAAGGAUUUCUCAGCUGAGAUUCUCAUUGUGGGGUUUACGUACAUAGCCAUGAAAGUGCAUAGCAAAGACAUGUCGGUACGGACGGUCUAUGAAGUGUACAGGUCCUUUGGGUUUAUCACACAUUUCAGAGUGGAUGACAGAAAUAGAUUGGAUAUUACAGUGGAGGAGAUAAUCAAGAACCUGAUAGUGAAAACGUACAACACCUUGCUCCCUAGCAUACUGAAAAACAUCAAGCCUAAGAGCCAGGCGCCGCCCUCAGAGGCAUCAAGCCCUAAGGAAGGCAGUAGCAGUGUAAAAUACAUGCUCUCGCCGCUUCCCGGGAGAAUGAGCCAGAUAGUUCCCGUCUCUGAAAACGCCAAGAAAGUUUUAUUCGCAGAGAAGCAGAUGUAG